This is a messenger RNA of Pecten maximus, 9583 nucleotides long. Its product is annotated as sprouty-related, EVH1 domain-containing protein 2-like. Gene Ontology annotation, cellular component: membrane. Gene Ontology annotation, molecular function: protein kinase binding. Gene Ontology annotation, biological process: multicellular organism development; negative regulation of MAPK cascade. The record is from RefSeq and is a predicted model, not a curated record. Lineage: Eukaryota; Metazoa; Mollusca; Bivalvia; Pectinida; Pectinidae. The transcript is spliced from 5 exons. The coding region runs from base 526 to 1866 and encodes 446 amino acids.
UUUUUGGUCGGGAUAAUUUACAUGGGAAAUAUCAAUGUACCUUGGUUUACCCCGCAUGUUUAGAGACAAUGAAACUAUAAUGACAUUUUAUAAUAACAUGCUACAGGUAUGGACACUAAAACAGCAGUUCUUCGUACCUAGAAAUCAGUUGUAUUAUGACAUAUAUCCCGUGGUAUAUUUCAGCGCACUUGCAAAGGAAUUAUUCGAUACGAAGUAGUUCGUGCUAUAGGUGAACUAGCGUCGCCAUAUUGGCUUAGAUAUUCCUACGCCAUCUCAUAAUAAUUCGUUAUUUUGGAAUUUAUGGACAACAUGGACAUGGAAAUCAAUUAUUUGUGUGUCGAAAAGACAUUGGAAAGACUGUUUAACCUGAAUAUGGAUUAACGUUCAAAAUGCAAGCAGUUUUUGGACUAUUUUCAAACGCGUAGUACAUUGCUCAAAAAUGACUGUCGAUAUCGUUUCCUGUCUGGGAAUCGCAGGAUGAUUUUUAAGAAUAAGAAUUCACUAUUUAGGAUGUAGGGAUGAAAAAUGUCAGAAACGCCAGCGAAGGAUGAGGAGUUUCUUGUGCGUGUACAGGCACAAGUUAUGACCAGGGAUGAUUCAAGUGGGGGUUGGGUACCAAUGGGAGGGGGUGGGCUAAGCAAUGUGGGUCUACGGAGACUGGUAAAAACAAAUGGUGAAGACCACACAAGAAAUGAAUACUUAAUACAAGGAGAAAGAAUAGCAGACAAAUCGGUGGUGCUGGACUGUAUUUUAAAACGAGAUAUUCGUUACACGAAGGCCAACCCUAAGUUUCACCAUUGGCAGACUGAUGACAAGAGGUUUGGUUUGACCUUUGAGAGGUCCGAUGAUGCUAAGGCAUUUGACCGUGGAAUUCGGCGAGCAGUAGCAGAUCUAGUGGACGGGGUGUGUAAUAUAGAUGGAGAUGAAGAGGUCUUUGUGCUGCUAGACCUUCCAAUGUCUGGACAGUCAUCACAGUCUGCCUCCACAACAUCUACGACCACAAGUAGCCCUACCCCCCAGUCUCCAGAAUCUACAAUAUCGGGCUUACCAGAGUCCUUCCAAUUCAGCCCACAUGCCAAUCAUGGCCAUCUACACCGUGUGCACUAUAUUCCUACCACCUCACCUCACCGGAAUGUGACGGGUGGUGGUGUCAAUAUACCCUCAUCACCCCCUAGUGACAAAUCUAGUAGUAGUAAGUCUGACACAAUUGAUACUAGUAGUUUCAGUCGAGAUGAUAUAUGGAUCAAGCCGGAUGAUCCAACAUCUUUGAGCAGUAAAUCUGAGCAGGUUCUCAUUGACUGUACAGAUAAUCUAGAAAUGAAAGACUACCAAUAUGUAAUAUUUGCCAAAAGUAAACAACAACAUGAAUAUAGCUAUCCGACCUUAGAGUCAGUACAGAAACCACCGUCGAAACGUGAAUCGACAAGUAAUAUCAAGAGACAGCCUUUGAUCACGCAACUCCCACCUUUACCCAGAAAGCAAAAAGACAAGCAUAGAAAAACAACACAGCGGUUGAUACCACAACAGAAAUCACGGUGUAAGCACUGCCAUGAUUUGUUCUCUCACGAGGAGAAUGGACGUGGCAGUUGUGAGGAUGCACCGGAUGGGGUGGAGAAAUGUAUAGAAUGUGUCACUUGUGUGUGGUGCCCCAAGUGUAUUAUAUACCACUGUAUGUCGGACCCAGAGGGAGACUAUGGACACCCCUGUAUGUGUGAUACAACUGAUGACUCCAACUGUAAGAAGUGGACUGCUUUGACAAUUCUUUCCCUGUUUGUUCCGUGUUUAUGGUGCUAUUGGCCACUGAUGGCCUGCCACAAGUGUGGGGUAGCCUGUGGCUGCUGUGGGGGCCGACACAAGGCUGCGUAGCAUGUGUCAAGGAACCGCCAACAUACAUACCAUAAUUGUUUUCGUGGAGUGCGUUAUCAAGCUGUGAUAUUUGGUCUUUAUUUCUGAUCUGUUAUUUCCUUUUUUGAACUACAUUUGUAGACUAUCCCUUUAACUCUCACAGAUUAAUUGAGUCUGUUUAUGACUGAGUUAAUUGUGAGAUACUUUGCAAUGUUUGGAUAUUAUAUGGUAUCAGACAGAGGUAAUAUUGUCUCCCCUUAAUGAAAUGAAGUGAAAAAACAGUAGGUCAUCACUGACAAUUAUCAAAUAGAUUUUAUUUCAAUAAUUGCAGCUUGUGGCAAACAUUUUAAUUAAAUUUAUUUGCAUUUUGUCACCAUUUGGCGGUACAGUAUAGAUUAUAGAUUAGAAUUUUUAUUUUGAUAUUGAUAAAGGGUUGCUUGUGAAAUUCUCUAUUAAAAGUUAAGCUACCUCAAGCUCUAAAUGUUUUUUUUCAUAUCUUGCCUACUACACAAAUAUUUUGUAAUUUUCUUUCAUUUUCAUUAAGAAUUAUAUUUAUUUCCCUGUUUCUGUUCUAAUGUACCAUAUAUGUGUAAAAUACCGAUAUUCUCAUUGUAUCUUGUUUAAUUAAGAAUUCAAUUAUCUACAAAUUAAGAAAAUAACAUAUGACAACAUAUGAAGUGUGAUAAGGUGAAUGCCUAGUGUUGGAGGAGGUUAGCCAUCCCAAUGUUAAUGAAUUACAAGAAUUGUUAUGUAUUAUACAGUCUGUAUAGAUAUGAAUGGAUCAAUCGCUUGACUAGUCGAGUGGUUGAUUGUAGAGGAAUCCAACUGUGGUGACAGUAACACAAGCAAAUGUUUAUGUGUGGUAGAGAUCUUCUGUCCCCCUCUUAAAGUGCCUACAAUUCAGUGCUUUUUUUUCCUGUCUACUUACACACUAUGUGCUUCAGAACUUAGGAUAGUCAGCAUCUUAAUGUCAGAUUUUGUUUGUUUGCCUUUUUUAACUUCCAGAAAUGGUGGGAUGUUGUAUUACAGGCCUCAGCAUACAUACUGUCUGAGAGGAUAUCUGCAUUUGAAAACCAGUUGUUGAUAAUUUGAUUUCAUCAAAACAUAAUUUAACGUUAAGUUGUUGUUUUUUUUUUUUUUUUUUUUUACCUUUUUUCUUCUUCAAACAAAGUUUUGAAUUUGACUUUUCAAAAUACUGAAAAAAGUGCUAGAAAGAUUAUACCAACAGUUGUGUAUGUUAUUUAAUGAGACACAUGUUAUCCUCUUAUAUAUAAUUACAAUGAUUGCCAUGCCUACCAUUUGUACAACUCCUAUCAUUGAAGGUGUACAACUCCUAUCAUUAAGGUGUACAAAUCCUAUCAUUGAAGGUGUACAAAUCCUAUCAUUGAAGGUGUACAAAUCCUAUUAUUGAAGGUGUACAGCUAUCAUGGAAGGUGACAUCUAUCAUUGAAGGUGUACAACUAUCAUGGAAGGUGACAUCUAUCAUUGAAGGUGUACAACUAUCAUGGAAGGUGUACAACUAUUAUGAAAGGUGUACAACUUCUAUCAUUGAAGGUGUACAAAUCCUAUCAUGGAAGGUGUACAACUUCUAUCAUUGAAGGUGUACAAAUCCUAUCAUUGAAGGUGUACAACUAUCAUGGAAGGUGUACAACUUUUAUCAUUGAAGGUGUACAAAUCCUAUCAUGGAAGGUGUACAACUUCUAUCAUUGAAGGUGUACAAAUCCUAUCAUGGAAGGUGUACAACUUCUAUCAUUGAAGGUGUACAAAUCCUAUCAUUGAAGGUGUACUAAUCUUAUCAUUGAAGGUGUACAAAUCCUAUCAUUGAAGGUGUACAACUAUCAUGAAAGGUGUACAACUAUUAUGGAAGGUGUACAAAUCCUAUCAUUUAAGGUGUACAAACUCUCAUUGAAGGUGUACAAAUCCUAUUAUUGAAGGUGUGGUACUAUCAUGGAAGAUGUAAAAUCUUAUCAUUGAAGGUGCACAAAUCCUAUCAUUGAAGGUGUACUAAUCUUAUCAUUGAAGGUGUACAAAUCCUAUCAUAGAAGGUGUACAACUAUCAUUGAAGGUGUACAAAUCCUAUCAUUGAAGGUGUAACUUCAAUAUAGAGAGUGUACAUCUAUUUUAUGAAUUCAAUGCUGAUUCUAUGUUUGAAAGUGUAUUUUAUCAUUCAAAGAACAGACACUUGACACAAAAACAUGGAUAAAUAUAUCUACUUUAUUAAAGUUGAGAAGUAUUGCUGUUAACAUAUGUUUUUGUGUGUCUCGCAUCUGUCUUUGAACAUCACUGCUCCUCUAACUAAAGAUGUAAAUCUUAUCAGAAAACACUUAGUGCUCCUAUUGCUGUUACUCCUAUCAUGCAUAUGGAAGGCGAAUUGUUCCUAUGACUGGAGGUGUAUAGAACACUGACUGUGAACAAUCUAUCAUUGCAGGUGUAAUACUCUUGACAGGUUUAGGUUGUAGGUCCUGUAAUAACAACCUCAACAACAGUUAUGGUAUAUUGUCAUUCCGCAUGUUCAUGUCUAAGGAAGGUUUUAUGUGUUCAACUUUAAAUUGUUUACCAUAGUCUAGCUAACGUGUACAUACUGAGUGAAAUGAAUGAUAUUGGGUGUUCAGUGUGAUAGGUAAAUGUGUAUGUGUGUGUGUAUUGGGGGAGGUGUAGAGAUGUAUCGGGGGUAGGCAUGUAUAUGUACAGUGUGAAGGAUAUGUGUGUAUGUAUACAAUGUGAAUGUGUGAGGGUUGGGGGGGGGGGGGGGGGUAAGUUUGUAGGUGUACAAGAUAUGUGAAUGAUAUGUGUAAAGUAUGAAGGGUAGGUGUAUGUGUAUUUAAAUAUUUGUAGUUGAGGGGUAGGUGUGUGUAUACACUAUGAUGGGUGUGUGUGUAUGUAUAGUGUGCAUGGGGGUGGUAGGCCUACGUAUGUGUGUGUACAGAUGUGUGUGGGGGGGACGUAUGUGUACGUGUACUGUGAGAGUGAUAGGUUUGUAGAGUGUGAGUGAUGGGUAGGUGUAUAUGUGUAGAGGGUGAAUGAAGGGUAGGUGUGUAUGUGUACAGUUAGGAUGAAGGCAAGAGUAGGUGUGUAUGUGUACAGUGUGGAUGAAGGCAAAGGUAGGUGUGUAUGUGUAAACAGUAGGUGUAUGAUUGUGAGUUAUCUCCCAUUAUGCACCAGGAUAGAGUCCUUAUGCUCGCCUUUUAUUAUCUUACAAAUAUGUGUUUUAAGUGCAAAGGUGUCGUCACAUGCAGAAAGAAAGAGGAACUAAGAAAAUCUUAAGUAUUUGUCAGUUAAAUGGCCAUCUGUUUUUGUUUUUCUGUAAUCUGUUGUUUUUGUUGAUUUAUUUUUAUAAGACUUUGUUUUUGCUGGUACUACUGACUAAAAAAGCGGUGCUGUGUAUGUUGAGAUGAUAAGUUCUGAAGUUCUGUUGCAACAUAAGUGUUUUAAAGGAUGUUAUUUUUUAUUAUUAUUAUUUUUUUUUUUUUUAAUUUUCCAAGAAUAGCUCCAAAGAAUUUUCCAAAUUCAUCAAUUUUAUUUACAUUUUUUUAACAUAGAUGUUACACUAUUGUGUUACCUGAUGUGGUUUUUGCAAUAAAUAUAUUGUGUGUUUUACUGGGGUUGGGAGGAAUCUAGGUUUUAACUGCUUUCAACUUACUCAAAUUGCAGGUAGGGAUAUUUGGGACUUCAAUGUGCUGAAUAACAUAAUCUUGCCAAAGCUGUAGUGUCUAGCAGCUGUUGCCUACCUACUGGUAUAUGCAGCACCCAAGGGACAUAACUGAGUGUUGUAAAAUAAUACUGCGUGGACACAUUUACUGAAUGGCAGAUAGCUUGAUAACGUAUAUAUAGCAUUGAGGCUUUGAAAAUGUUUUCUCAUGCUGGUUAAACCUGUAUACGAUUGAUAUGAAGUCAGACUGAUCCUUUACCAAGUAUAAAAAAUACACCUAUACCUUCACACAUUUUUUAUUUCUUCUCAAAGAAAGAUCUGUAAUACAUUUCCUCUCAAAUGUACAAUUUUCUUCUCAAAUUGACAUGUUCUUUUAUGAUGUUGUGUAUAUAUAUAUAUAUAAUACUACCACAGAUAUUCUCAGAGUUUUCAACUCGCAUUUUUUUUUUCUUUAAUUUUUUUUUUUUUUUUUUUUUUGUAUACCUCAGAAUAAUGGUUCUCUGGCCAUUAUCUCUACACAGUUGUGUUCGUCAGUGAUUGUCAUAUCAAGAUCAUGCAUAAUGAUUAUUCCAUAUAACACUUCAUCACACCCUCACAUUCAUCAACAUUUCUAUAAAAAUUAAAAAUUGUAUUGCUAAAUAUUUUGCGUCUGUAUGUUUUAUUUAUUUCAGUAAGAAAAUAGUAUUAAUUCAUUGAAUAAUACACAGAUUUUCCUACAAAAGGUAUUUAUUCCGACUAUCCAUAAUUCCAUUGUUUCAAAUCUAUUUCUGAAGGACGAAUGUCAUUUUGAAAUGAAAUAAUAUCUUGCACAUCAGAUGAAUUGUAUUGAUGUUCAUGAUUAACCAGUAUGAAAUUGAGAUGGUUGUAAAACAUUGAGAGUAAUUAAAAUAGAAACGGUUGUGAGUCAUUUAAUGUCAUGUUCAACUGAAAAGAUUUCAAAAUGAGUAUUGUGAAUUCUACUAAUUACUUCAAAUAAUAUUUCUGAUAUAGUUACAACAGAUUUCUGUUUAGACCGUUUUUUGUUUGUUUUUUUUUUCAUAAAUUACCCCAUUAUCUUUAGAGCACUCGGCAGAAUUUCUAUCAUUUUCAUGCCUACUAGUCCCUUUUUGCUUUAAAACAAUACCAAAUCUUUUAAAAUGUUACCUGUUUAUCAGAUAUUAACCUUUAUUCAGUGAUUUAAAUAAUAAUUCAACUCUAUAGAUGUGAUUAAACUUUCAAUGACAUUUGUUUUGAUGUAAAUUUUGCCAAAGAUGUUUGGUUUUAGUGCUUUACCUGAGGAAUGUGCUGUUUAAAUCACAUCAGACGUGUUGGUUAAGUGCAAUAUUUUUUCAUUAAAUAUCUCAUUGAUAGCAAAAAAUGAUAAAUAUUAUAUUGUUUUCAUUAAAUUCUAUAAAAUGUAAGUGUUUGACAAGCAUUCAUGUCCUGACGAUAUCUGAUAAAGGUUUUUGUAGCAAUAGUGUAACGUACAAGCUGACCCUUAUACAUUGUUGUAACAUAUCGUUACAGUGUUGGGCCCUGUAUCCCUAGGCUCAGACCUUGAUUGAAGGCUGGUCACUUAUUUUUCAGUCCAAAUCAGUUCUGCCGUGGAUAAAGUAUUGGUAUAGUCACAUGAGAUAUAAAAUAUUUACUUAAAUAGUUACUAUGGUCAAUAUGUAAUCCCAGUUGGGUUUGAGCUGUGAGGAUACAGAUGGUUCAGACUGAGUCUAGUCUCUACCACAAGCAUUACAACUAAAUCAUACUAUCACUUGACCUGCCCCCACAGAAACUUCAUCAUCAGAGAACAAAGGAAUGUGAUGGCAGGUCACAUUUGGGGCAAUAUACAGGGACUUAAGGAAGAUAGGAUCUUUAUGUAUAUAUAUUAGGUAAUAUUCAGAUGGUUGUUUCUGAUAUCUGAUGAAUCUGUGCAUGUCACAAAAAAAAUGUGUUCAUAGUGGUCGUUGACCAACACUGAUAAGAUGACUACACAUUGCCAUUAAUUAGCCUUAUGAUCGCUAUUGUUUUUUGUAUAUGAUGGAAUCGCUGUAGUGAUUUGUGUUGUGGACCCUGAAAUGUGUGCCUGUAGCCUGGCUUUCUUGUGAGAACCAAACUCAUUUUGCUUAUUUGUCUUUGCGAAAGUAGUUGAGCCUAAUUCUAAGGUUAACUACAAGACUGGGGAGGGGGGAUCUGUGACACUUCAAUGGAUACACGAUGUCUUGUAUGCAGCUAUACCAUGGCAUAUAUCUCAUUCUACAUAGCGACACCUCCCAUCUUGUCAAAUAUUUCAAUAAUAUGCAUAUGCCAUACAUAUUUCAAAAUGUGUGGCAAUUUUUAUCUGCAAAACUGUCAGUAUGUGCUUCUACAUAACAUAUCACCUCUAUACCGGUAUGCUGUGAGGUUGUGCUUGGUUAUAUUUGGGGUGAGGAUGCAUGGUUAUGCUGCAGAAACAACUGCAUUACAGUAAAAGGACUCGUUAAUAAGAGAGGCCAUCUCAUUUAAGGGGAGAUAAUGCUUGUAUGUAUGUCCAUUGCAGUGUCACAGAGUCAGGCGUUCGCAAAUCUACUUGUUAUGGACUUUGGGAAGAAGUUCCUUGAUCCAUUUUACCUGGACACAAACUUUCUAAGGCAGAGAACCUGUAGUACAAUUAGAGCACUUGUUGACAAUCAUGACCUAAAUGGCUUAGUCCUAUUAGUGUUGAUUUUAAUUUUUAAUAUGUGAGAGUAUUUGUUAACAGUAAUUAUACUUUGAUUAUAUGUUUUUUGAUGAGGAAUAUUCAUAUGUUUGAAGAGAAAAAGUCCCUCAUAUAAAACAAUAGCAGGAUGAUUGUAUGAUGCAUUCUUCCCAAAGUACAUGAUUGUUGUGGAUUGUGUGUUGGGCUGUGAAUGUGCUGAAGCCUAUGUGUUGGGGAAGGCUGUGAAUGACAUGUUAACAACUUGUUGUUUCCAUUCUGAGUUUUGAGAUAACACACACUGGUGAUUGUGUCUUAUGUGAGUGCAUGCAUUGUUAAAAAGGGCAAAUGUUAUGUACACUGUCUGUGUGCCAAAUCCACUGUUCCUUUUUUGUCCCCUUUUGGGAACAUGUUUGAUGACCAUAUUUGGAUGUGUAAGGGUGUGUGAGCUAGGAUUAGGUGGUUUGUUGCAGAGUAAUUCACAAGUAUGCUUUGUAUUUGUUAACAUUGAGUUGUUGCAUUAUUUUAUAUAUAUGUCACAAGUCAAUAUUCUUACUGUUUUCAUGCAACUUUAUUUUUCAUCUAUUUUUUUUAUUCUUAAGCAUAGGGAUUAAUUGGAAAUUUUCUCAAGUAUUUGUAGGAUAAGUAAUAUUUUCCAUUAGAAUACUAAUUGAAGUAACGAUGAUGAUAUGAAGUACUUGGCUGCUGUCUCUGUAUUUGGAAUCUUUCCUCUUUUUGCACACUCAGAAAUAUGACUGCAUCAGCCAAUAUGUAGAUUGCCUAUUUCAUUUGAUUUAUACUCGAUGUAAGUUAACACAAGGUGAUAGUAGUAUACCUAAGUUUUCAUAAUGUGGCCUGAAAUAAAACAAUGUCCGAACUCUUUCUUGGUGUGAUGACUCGGAGGGGAAACCAAACCGGUAGAAACAUUUAAUACCUCUUUCUGUCCUCUAUAUUUUAAUUUGCGCCAUUUCACUCCUUCAACUUGAAUGUUGUAAUUCAUCUUAAUCAUCUACACAGACCUUUCUGUCAUCAAAUCAUCUGAAGUCCUUUCUAUCAUCACAUCAUCUACUGUUCUUUCUGUCAUGGGAUCAUCACAUGGCUUGGUUUCUUCUCCCCACUUUGGUUUACUUGAGUAAUGCAUCACCUGACACUUUCACCCCUAUAGGCAGCUGGCUAAUGGAGAAUAUAUGUGAAUAUAUUAACACCGUUUUGUACUUUGCGACUAUUUGUAUUUCAGCCCGAGAAAAAAACAUUUGGGCUAUUGACUGUUAAUAUUACUUGUACUGGUAGACUACCUGAAGAAAGCUUGCAAAUUGAGAAAAUGUUCUGCAAAGAUUUUUUGCACUGUAUUAAGUCUCUGUGCAUCAAAUUUGAAAAUUGUAAAAUUAUAUAGUAAAAUACCACUGUAUUUUAUUAUUUAAUAUAAUAAAAUAAUAAUUACAGAA